AAUUAGCGGUGAUUAGUACAGGCAUACUAUUUAUUCAAGCCGAGCAAUGAACUAAAUAUGAGAAUAGUUCUAAGAUUAAAAGAAAGAAUGAGAAGAAGAUACUUUAUUUUUUCCCUAGGAUUAGCUCUGGUAAUACUAGUUUAUCUGAAUGUAAGAACAACUGAUGAGCUUUAUUGCAAGGAAAAGUUUGGUGUCCAUAGCGAAUCAUCACAUAUUAAUUACUCUGAAACGAGCUAUGUCUCGGGAAAUCUCGGUGAAAGGUUGUUUUCUGAGCGUAGACAAAAAAUCGAAGAAAGAUGUGAUAACAUAUCUCAUAUAGGAAAGACCACAGAUUUUGCAAUUAAAAGUCAUCUUAUCAUCGACAAGAAAUACAAGCUAGUUUACUGCUUUGUUGAAAAGAACGGCUGUACGUUUUGGAAGAGAGUGUUUCAAAUACUGAAUGGCUUUAAAAAUGUUUCGGAUCCGUUUGAUACACAAGCUAUGGAUGCAUAUGGUGGUAACCAAACUGCUGAAAACAUGCCUUUUGAUACAAUUCACAAAGCUCUUAUUUCUUCAACAAAGUUUAUGUUUGUCCGUGAUCCUUACGAGCGUCUGCUGUCAGGAUACGUGGACAAACUGUUUUUACCUUACGCGCCAUAUUGGUUUGACUUAGGAAGGUUCAUAGUCGACAAAUUCAGACGAAACAGCACGUCUGGAGCAUUAUCCUGUGGCGAUGACGUCACAUUUGAAGAAUUCAUCCGAUAUUAUAUAUACUCUUUGAAAACCGGUAUCAGAUCAGAUGUUCACUUUUCUUCAAAUUACAAAUUCUGUAGACCAUGUGAAAUUAAAUACGACUAUGUUGCGAAAAUGGAAAAUUUCAAAGACGAAACUCUGUUUUUAUUGGAAAAACUUAAUCUGUCAAAAACAAUAAAAAUUAAGGAUUUCGACUCAGAAACGGAGCGUGAUGGUAUUUUUAACGCCGUCGAUUGGGGUUUUCAUGUUGAUAAAAAUGUUGAUAACUGCACAACAAAAGACAAAGCCCUAUACAAGACAUACAAAAAGUUGCAAAUAAGGGGAAUCAUAAGCAAGGAUAUACCAUACCCUUUUUCAAAUGUAUCGAAAAUUGAUAUUGAUGAGUAUAAGAAAUCAUUGCUAAAAGCUAACGCCGACCCCGGACCUCGAGAGAAACGCAAAUUAAAUAGAAAUGAAGCAUUUUUAGAAGCGUAUAAUUCUCUUCCACGAGAUUUAUUUCAAGAAUUACAAAACAUAUUAAGUGUUGAUGCAGCGUUAUUCGGAUAUGAAUCAAAUCCUGAAAUAUUUAUUUAUAAAUCAAAACCCACGAAGUAUCAGUAUUUCAACACAAACAGGAGAAAGUAACACAUCUAAAUGAA
Ruditapes philippinarum (Manila clam) is the source of this 1370-nucleotide messenger RNA. Its product is annotated as carbohydrate sulfotransferase 11-like. The coding region runs from base 58 to 1356 and encodes 432 amino acids. The record is from RefSeq and is a predicted model, not a curated record. The transcript is spliced from 3 exons. Lineage: Eukaryota; Metazoa; Mollusca; Bivalvia; Venerida; Veneridae. Gene Ontology annotation, biological process: carbohydrate biosynthetic process. Gene Ontology annotation, cellular component: membrane. Gene Ontology annotation, molecular function: sulfotransferase activity.